AUGGCGGCGCAUCAUCCAUCACCCCCAGCGGGCAUGCAAUUGCAUCACCCUGCUCACAAUGGUCCAGCUCCCUCUGGAAUGGCUCAACAGCAACCAAACUGGCCGGCUCCUGCGCCAACGCCAAUGCAACAGCUAGCUGCCAUGAAUGAGUCUGUGUGGCUUCAAAUUGGAAGUCUAGCAGAGCUCUUAGGCAACAAUGAUGAGGCUCUGGCCGCGUAUGAACAUGUACUUCGCACGAACUCAAGAUCUAUACCAGCGAUGAAUGCCAUAAGUUCUAUCCUUCGCGCACAAGAGAAUUUCGCCAAAGCGGUUGAAUAUCUGCAAAGCAUCCUCAAACUGGAUGGAAAUAAUGGAGAUGUUUGGGGUAGUCUUGGACACUGCUUCUUAAUGAUGGAUGAUCUACAACAAGCGUACUCAGCUUAUCAACAAGCUUUAUAUCAUCUCCGGGAUCCCAAGGAGCCUAAACUUUGGUAUGGUAUCGGAAUACUAUAUGAUAGAUAUGGUUCUCUCGAACACGCCGAGGAGGCGUUUUCGCAAGUUAUGAGAAUGCAGCCAGAUUUCGAAAAGGCCAACGAAAUUUAUUUCCGCUUAGGUAUAAUUUACAAACAACAGCAAAAAUAUCAACAGAGUCUGGAAUGUUUCCGAUACAUUGUCACUGUACCACCAACUCCAUUGACAGAGGAGGAUAUUUGGUUCCAGAUUGGACAUGUUCAUGAGCAACAAAAAGAUUACGAUAAUGCCAAAAUUGCCUACAAGCGUGUUCUCGAUCGGGAUCCAAAACAUGCAAAGGUCCUUCAGCAACUUGGAUGGCUGCAUCACCAACAGAGUACCAGUUUCCAAAGUCAAGAGCAGGCCAUUGAGUACUUGGAACAAUCUGUCGGUUCCGAUCAAAGCGAUGCACAGAGUUGGUAUCUCCUCGGUCGGUGCUACAUGUCACAACAGAAGUACCCCAAGGCAUACGAGGCCUAUCAGCAAGCUGUUUAUCGAGACGGACGGAAUCCAACUUUCUGGUGCUCGAUUGGUGUUUUGUACUACCAAAUUAAUCAGUACCGAGAUGCGCUUGAUGCAUAUUCCCGCGCGAUACGCUUGAACCCGUACAUCUCCGAGGUCUGGUACGACUUGGGUACUCUGUAUGAAUCAUGUAACAACCAGAUCAACGAUGCUUUGGAUGCUUAUCAACGUGCUGCCGAACUUGAUCCCAACAAUGUUCAUAUCAAAGCUCGUCUACAACUUUUACGAAGUGGGCAAGCCAAUGGUAUGCCCGGUCAGGCAGCUGCUCCUCUGCCACAAGAUGUACAUCCUCAAGCUUAUCAAGCCACUGGUGCUGUUGGCCCUCCUGGGCCUCAAUGGGGAAAUCCUGCUCCUCAAGCGCAAGCGCAAGGACCACCUGCAGCUAAUGGAUGGGGAAGUAGACUUGCUGAAAUUAAUCCUCCUUCUCAGCCACCAAACCCUUUUGAUCAACGAGGAGCUGAUCGUGGUCCAAUUCCACCUGCACAGCGUGUACCAAGUCCUAGACAAGAUCAACAAAUGAGACCAUAUCCUGGCACCGAUGCUCGUCAGGCACUUCCCCCUCGUCCUCGUUCCCCUCAGCGAGCUCCGAUCGAGAUGAGAGACCCUAGAGACCCCAGGGAUCCUAGAGAUAUAAGAGAUCCCAGAGAUCCUAGGGACCCUAGGGACCCCAGAGAUCCAAGGGAGCAAAGGGAUCCAAGAGAUCCUAGAGAAUUCAAAACGGAAUUCAAAGAUCCCCGUGUCGACCCUCGUGCCGCGGACCUUCAGCCUCGUGAUCCCAGAGACCAGAGAGAUCCAAGGGACCCAAGAGAUCAAAGAGAUCAGAGAGAACCCCGUGAUCCAAGAGACGCCCGUGACCACCACCCUCUAGGUCCUUACCCAGGCCCUGGAGCGGGAGCAGCAUCGGGAGCACAGCCACCUCCACCUGCUCAUGCACAACAACCACAAGGUCCUCCUUCUCAGCCACAAAGAGUUGCGAACACAAACUACGCUCCUCCACCUUCGGGUCCCCCAUCAGUACUACCACCAGCUCAAAAUGGAAUGAAUGGUGCUGGCCCUGUUCCUUUGCCUGCUUUUGGUCGUAACAGUCCUCGACCAGAAGUUCGGCCUAUAAUGAGUGCAACAAUGCCAUCUCCCAAGACCCCUUAUUCUAAUCAACCACCAUACGCUCACCACACCGAAAUCCCUGAAAGAAGUGGGAUUGAAGGAGGCGCCCCACCCCCACCAUCUGCUUUAGCUGCGGUAGAUGCCCCAUCUUCAGAUCGUGGUGAUAAUAGACCACCAUCCGUAGGCCCAAAGCGAAUGCGUGAAUGGGAAGACGAACCCGCAGUGAAGAAGCCAGCUUCAGAUGAAAAUCGUGCACGACUAGAAGACAUGCACCACCGAAGACCUUCUACACCACCAAGUGACCGGGCACAAUUUCUUAGAAGCACGUCUGAAGUUCGUCGUGUCGAAGAUCAAAGAAGAAUUGAAGAACAACGCCUUGCUGAAGAGCAGCAGAGACAAGCGGAAAACCAAAGGAGAGUUGAAGACCAGCGCCGCGCAGCCGAGGCACGUGCCGCUGAACAGCGUCGUGCAAAUGAGAAUUAUCACCCCUCAGAAGCUGCGCAUCAUCCACCAACUCACGGCAUGCAAAGCCAUCCAGCAAUGCAACAAGAUUCUCGUCCACCACCUCAUACAUACGAAGUUGGACCACCUCCUGCCCUUCCUCGGCAAGCUACCCCAAUCAAAGAGGCCUCAAUAGACGAGCGUGAUCGUCAACAAGUACCGGUACCACAACAACCAUCACUGGCUCAGCGCAUGGAGCAAGCCCCUUCAACUCCCGCACAGCCAGCACCGGCUGUCAGUGAACCUGAACGUGCAGCACGAAAAAUGGAUGUUGAUGAAAACUACGAUGAUGAUGGAGAAGAAGAUAAAAAGGGAGGAAUUGUUUCGGCUCAACCAUCAGGACCUCCAUCCGUCAGUGGUGAUCCAAAAAUCACUAGUCCAACAGGCGUUAAUGGACAUGCUGCAAAUGGAUUACCUAAUGGGCAACCAAAGAUUGAGACAAAUCUUUAA
Molecule: messenger RNA, 3066 nt
Organism: Botrytis byssoidea
Lineage: Eukaryota; Fungi; Ascomycota; Leotiomycetes; Helotiales; Sclerotiniaceae
Exons: 8
Coding region: 1-3066 (1021 amino acids)
Biological process (GO): regulation of gene expression
Molecular function (GO): chromatin DNA binding; protein binding; RNA polymerase II cis-regulatory region sequence-specific DNA binding
Source: RefSeq, a predicted model, not a curated record